Molecule: messenger RNA, 7714 nt
Organism: Schistocerca gregaria
Lineage: Eukaryota; Metazoa; Arthropoda; Insecta; Orthoptera; Acrididae
Product: XK-related protein 4-like
Exons: 6
Coding region: 66-1325 (419 amino acids)
Biological process (GO): apoptotic process involved in development; phosphatidylserine exposure on apoptotic cell surface; engulfment of apoptotic cell
Cellular component (GO): plasma membrane
Source: RefSeq, a predicted model, not a curated record
UACAGAUAUAGUGAGAUAGCUGGUUAUGUGAAGAUGUGAACUGUGGAGUAGGCGGGUACCAUAAAAUGGCGGAAUGUGUUGUUGUGAAGUUUGGCGGGGAUAGAGGUGUUAGUUACGGUGACGAUGGUAACAGUAAUUUGCAAGAUGAAAUGCACAACAGUACAUCAUACCAGACAUUCGGGAUUUACCACGCUGUGUGUAUUGCGUUGUCAAUCGUGACUUACGUCGUUGACGUUGUACUUCAUUGCUGGUUGGCAUACUUUUAUUUAACUCAAGGACAUGGGGCGUAUUUUGCGUAUUUCGGUUUAACAGUAACAUUUUUAGUGGUGCCAGCUCUUAUAUCAACCGCGUUCAGCAUGCGAUGGUACAUAAAUGAUGUGGAUGAGCCAUCAUUGCCUAAACCACCACUGUGGAAAUGGGUGGUGAGGAUAAUAAUGCUUCUUCUACAGUUAGCUCCCCUACUUAGGUAUUUUGAUACAUUUUCAUAUGGAUGCCGGAGUGUGAUUGCUGGGAAGUUGGGAAAUGGGAUCAGACAGCAAAAAUUGUACAGAAUAAUGCUAGAUGAAGACUCUGAUGCUUCCUUGUUAAGACUGUUCCACUGUUUCCUUCAUUCUUUUCCACUAGCAGUACUUCAGCUUAUGAUUCUGCUUUCGGCUGCAAACAUCCAAGAAACGAGCCCAGUUCAAGGUCUCCAGUCUUGGGCUGUUGCAUGCUCUUUAAUAUCUAUUGCCUGGUCACUCACCUCUUACCAUCGAUCUGUAAGGUUUGCCAGAGAUGAUAAAGAAAAAUUGGCAUGGCAAGGAGCUGUGAUGCAGUUUUGCUGGCAUCUGUUGAGUGCAGUGUCACGUGUUCUGGCUUUGAGUCUACUGGCUGCGCUCUAUCCUGCGUGGAUGGGGAUGGUCUGCCUGGCUCACUGGAUGGUGAUGUCAGCAUGGCUGGCUCUGAGCCACCAACCUACUGCAGUCUGUACCAGCCGUUGCGAGGAGUUGCUCUUUAGUGCUGCUCUGGGAUUUGCAUAUAUUUUGACUUUUGUGGCCCCACGUGAUGGACCGACUAGAUAUUCGUACCUUGCAUAUUACUUGGUGUUCUUUAUGGAAAACACUGGUGCUCUUGUUGUGUGGUGUGUUUCAAGCAACUCUGCACAAAAUCCUAUCCUGUACUACGGAGCAGUUGUUGUCCAGACAACAGCUUUUCUUCUUGCCAUUUUUUUUAUGCUUACAUAUUAUCGACACUUCCAUCCAAGUGGAACUACUAUCAGGCUCAGCAAAAGCAUUGCUAUUACGGAUCCGGGAACAGAGCUGAAACGUCGGACUACGAACCAAUAAAAAGUUAAUAGUUGGUGUUUACUUGUUAUGUGAUCUGAAGCUAUGUCACGAAAAUACAGUAUUUAUGUAUAUAAGAUUUAACAGAGAUAUAUGUAUACAUAUAUGUAUAUUUUAAAUAUUUGAAUUCUCAAAGCGGAUUGAUAAUUUUGAUAUGGUGAGUUGAAGCACGAUUCAUGUCUGACUGCAACAAAAUUAAGGUUUACAGUUCCUUAUAAAUUAUGAAGAUAAUUGCUUUUACAUAACCACAUGGAAGCAUUCAUUUUUUAAUACAAAGUAUUGCCUUUUAUGUUCUGCAGUUCUUUGAAGAUAUGAAACAGUGUUGUAUACUUUCAUUUUUCUAACUGAAAUGUAAUCUUUUUCUCAGCUUUUCAAUACUUAUUUUUAGAGGAUCUUUUUCUUUAUUUUUGUAAGCUUUUUUAUAGUUGAGGAUAUAGUUAAAAUUUUAUAUUAACUUCUGCUCCUUGGAAAGAUUACAAGACUAAAUCAUGAGUAUUUCUAAAAUUAAAUUUGUAUAAACUGUCUUUGAAAAUGUUCUGUGUAGGGGUUUCGUAUCUCAGACACUAAACAUGUGGUAAAGAAAACUUCCAUACUGUAGAGCCUGCCAUGUCAUGCAGGUAUACUGUGGUUAAAGAAAAAUAUUUUUCUGGUUACCUCGUUAAAGUACCACUCUUCAACUUGCCAGCUACAUUAGGAAAUGAGAUUGUUGUUCUGUAUAAUCUUACAUUAACACUGUGGUUUCCGUGCCUGAACUUGAUACUGUAUAGUGGUUAUCAGGUGAACAUCAGUAUUACUUCAAAUUUGUAUGUAACUGUGUUACAUAAGCCGUAGAUCUGUUAUUUUUUUGACCCACAUGUUUGUGUGUAAGAAAUAUCUUGUACUGUACAGAUCGUCUCCAUAUAUUUUGUGGCAUGUUACUUGCAUUUAUAUUGCUUUACUGUAGGUGUUUGUAACAAGUGUUUUGUGCUGUCUUUUGAUAAUAUUUGGUGUAUACGGAUGUACAGUCUUUUUGAAUGCAGACCUCUGCAGCUCUUUGUAUCUAAAAUUGUGAUAAGAUUUCUUAAAAAUUGGUUUUUAUAUGCACUUGUGUCUAGAAUUGCUUUUGAAUGAUUCUCAACCAAAACAUUAUAUGGAACAGAAACAAUAUAUUUUUUAAUGGCAUGAGUUGUCUUGAAAGAGUGCUCAGUGUACUAAUGUCAUAGCUCAGGUUCAUCUGAAUCAAUUUUAUCCACUAUAAGUGAAUGUAGAAAAAGAAAGGAUUAAGGUGGGGUAUUUGUAGUGUGUUGACACGUUAAUUUUUCUUGGGCUUCAACUCUUCUAAAAUUAUGUCAUCCUUUUGUGUACUGGUAGCCCCCUACCUACUUGGCCAUUGGAGGUCCAACCAUCUUUAACUUCAUUUCUGUGCUGAAGAGUCCUGUAGUUCUGUAAGCUUGGAGUGCUGUGUGUAUUUGUAGAUAUUUUUGUGAGAGUUAGUGGAAGUUGUGCUUCUUGAAGGCCAGUAGUGGCCAGCCCAUCUAUCUUCAUGAAUUUAACAAAUUUCAUUACACAGAAUGUGGCAGAAGAUACACAAUGCCAUAAUUUGUCUCUUUUUCUUCUCUUUGCAGAUAUACUUCAGAAAAAUCAAUAUAGCUGUAUGCCACUGUAGAGGUGGUAUUGCUGUAAUUUUAAGAUAGUGACUGUGACUUAAAAGCUACUAAAUUACGGUUCACCUAUUCACUUUACUUUGACCAGUGACUUGUCGUAUCACUUCAUUAGCUCUUAAUCAAUGUGCGUUGUUCAUUUCGUAACCCUAUUAACAUGGUGGUUGCGUAAUAUUUUCUUUCUCCCCAUUUAUAACCAUUACAUUACUAAUAGUCUGAAUCACAUGUGCAUUCACUAACCUGUUGUUGUGAUAAGGAAUAUGUUAACUACAAAUUCUCCUACAGUUUUGAUUGUAAGAUGGCAAAGCAACGUGGAUUGUAAUACCUGGUUGGUUUAAAAAGUUUGCGUUUAACAAAUAAUGUGUGCUUAUGUGAGAAGAAUCAGCCGCAUUGAAAAAUUAAUUAAAAAAAGAGGUUUUUUCCACCAAUGUCGAAUUUGCUAUACUUGAUUAACUAUUAGCACAGUUAUGUGAUUAGUCUGGAGCUAUGAUUCUGGGUGGGGGGGACGACUACAAACAGUAUUUACAUACAAAAGUAAAAUAAGGUGAAUAGUACACAUUGACCAAUGUAAUGGAGGAUUUUGUCUCAAACGUUUAACCGUGACAAAGUCUGAAACAACUGAGCACAGGCCCCCUUUCUCCUAAAAUAUGUGUAAAGUAUCUUGUAAACAAACUGGUAUUCUAUUCUACUGAGAAGACCAAGCAAAUGCCAUCUUAUGACAAUUAAAAAAAAAAAUUUAUGAGAUAUAGGUUGAUGAACAUUAGUAAAUAUGCAGUGGAUGAAACCUACAGUAUGAGACAGAUGGUGAAGUUGUAGAGUUACACUAAUUUAAGGAGCCAGUACAAAUACAAACAACCUAAUGUUACAAGUAGUAGUUGGAUACCUAGUUACUCUGUAUCUACAAGAUAGUUUGAUGUUUUUGUAAGUGAUUUCUUGUGGGGAUCUAAAUGGACACUGUAAUAAUUCAUACUAAUCCAUCUGUACACAAAGUUAAACAGAUUGAAACUGGGAAACUUGCUUUGCUGUCCAGUACGCAAUAUUCCUAGUCAAUGCGUCUUGUACUGUACAAUCAGUGACCAAGUUUCAAUUGCGAACUAUACAUUCUACCACUCUUCAUUGGAACAUGAAAUGUGCCAAUGGAUAUAUAUUUUAGGAAUGUUUGCAGAAGGUGAUGUACAUCUAUUCAGUGGCAGUUGUUGGAUGUAUGAUCUGAUGCAGUAACUAAUAAUCUCACACCAUGUGUAACAUGGAAUCUUUUUUUUUUUUUUCCUCGUGUAAGUUGCAGAUAGUUUCAUCAGGUUCUGUCAUGUACAUGCUAAUGUAUCAAUAGAUCGAAUUUCUCACCCAUUGCUAUAUAUACUCAUCAAGUGCUAUCGGUUUUAUAGCAGUUUGACACAUUUCUGGGUAUUAUGUUUAACAACUUAUAACAGGAAAGUUGAAUAAAUGGUUUGUGUCUGCUCCUGGCACGUAGUUACCACUGUAAAACAUUUGUAUUCUUAAUGAAUAUUCAUUGUGUUACUCUAAUAAUGAUCACACUGCAGUUGUGUGUUUUUGGUAUAGAGAAAUUUAUGUGAUUUGAAGCCCCAGAAAACUCAAAUGUGAUGUUUGAUGUGAUCCAUAUAAAAGUUUAAGAGGCCACAUUUGGGAUAAAAGAUCUUAGUAAUUAUACAUAUUAUAUACAUGUAAGUUUAUAAAUGUGCAACUUAGAAGUACAAAGUAUUUUUUUGGUAAGUUGUUUAUAAAAUUAUAGGAUAUAGAUGCAGUGGUAAUGUUUCUGAACCUGAAGUGCUUUUUUGUAAUCGUCCUGUCCACGUCUAAUUUAAAUCUAGAGCAAAAAUAUGCAGAAGAUUUUUGUAUGUCCUGUGACACUAGGUUGAAAGUGUGUGAAAGCUAGGAAAAAAUGUCUGUUCCUUAUUGAAUCUCAGAGCAUUUGGUCUUGCACUUCUCUCAGGUGCUGUAGCAUUUAGAUUCAGAUGAAACUGAUGGAGAACUCUGUGAUGCAAGCAGCAUUGUGGAACUUUUAAGAAGCGAUAACACAUUUUACUGAUUGUAAGAAAUUUGCAUGUAAAUAUUGUAAUCGUAUAGAUUAUGUGUACCUGAUUGGAAGAUAUGACAUUACAUUGUAAAUUUGCCAUUAACUGCUAAAAUUUGUAUGGUUCUACUAUUCUAAAAUUAGGCUUUAGUCAAAGAAAACAUGUUUACAGUGUUUGUCUGGAAAGUAAUGCUGUUCUUUUCUUUGUUUUAUUAUUUAUUGAUCAGAUAGGUUCAGCAACUUCAAAGAAUUUUAAGUGUGGCCCUUCAGCAUCAAUACAUUGUUGUGUAUUUGUUGGUCAGGAUUUGUGUAACCUUCCUAAUGAUCACACUGCAGUUAGGUGUCCCAUUUCAGCUGAGGAAACAAAAGAAAGUCCACUGAGGUCAGGUCUGGACUGCAGGGCGACUGCAGCACCAUUUUCAUACCAAUCUAGGUUAGGUAGGCCUGACAACAAAAGGCGGUGUGAGAGAGAGUAUUGCUGUGUGGCAGUUUCCACACGAAGUGCACAACUUCUUUCAGCUGCAGGUGACCCUCUGAUUCAAUCUCUGGAACCUCCCUUGUAAAAUAGAGUGCUGACAGUAAAAAAGCAUGAACUUCAUCUGGGACUUACUCGUGUGAGCCUUCUUUCGGUGUUGCAAUGAUGCCAUGUGCCAUUCUGCACACGGCCUCUUUGACUCCGGAACAUACUAAAAGACCCAUGGCUCAUCCUCAUUAUCACAUUGCCCAAGAAGUUGGGAUCAUCUUCACAGAGUUGCAACAGUUCUUCACACACUUCCACUUAGUGUUGCUUUUGCACAUCGGUCAAAACUCUCACAAGUUUUGCUCAAAUCUUCCACAUAGCCAAGUCGUUCAAUACAAUCUGAUCAUGACUGUUUUCUGCGACUCCAGUUAUUCCGACAUCAAGCAAUCACUUAUUCAUCAGUCUGAAUUCAUUUACUGGUGCACACAAGUCGCAUAAUUAUCAGUUCGCGAUCUGGACGGGCAUACUUUCAGGCCUUAUUGGCAACCCUCUUGUGCUACCUGUUAGACUUUGAUGUGGAAAGGCAAUCUUCCCCUAUAGCUUCCUUAAGCAUUCCAAAAGCUUCCAGUGACAUCUUGUUGAGCUUCAUGUGAAACUCAAGUGCAUAAUAUUUCUCUAGAUUUUCUCCAUUGUAAGUUUGAUGUAACUACUACAUGAGGUUCAUGGAAGAAGCUGUUCUAACUAUCCAAGAGCAUGAAGGUGAUUGAACGACCUACUGCUGGAAAGCAAAGGGUCAUCCUCACCCUCCCCAAAAGGUUCAGCCACUCUGUGACAGUCGCAGCACGAAAAAAAGUGACACAUUACUUUUCAGACACACCAUGUAAGUAUGCUAUUUGACCCAAACAGCAUUUCCAGGAAAUAUAGCAAAUAGUAAGAGGAAUAGUUAAAGAUUUUUUGAAAGAGAUAAGAUAAAAAUAAAAGUACAAAUGUAAUGAGAGGCACAAGGUUUUCACUCAAAACAUUUAGUUAGUUUGUGUGUGUGUGUGUGUGUGUGUGUGUGUGUGUGUGUGUUUUGGCAUCAGAUAAGUCCUCUUCCAUUUAUGAUGGAUAUAUUUUCAGUUGAACACACACAACGAUGAACAGUAUUAGUUCUGUCUUAAAAAUUAAAAUUUCAAGACUCUGUGUAGCCUGUAAAUGUGUACCUUUCAUAUUUUUUAUGGAAGUGCCUUUAAAAAAUUUAAGAUAGAGAAGGAAGAUAUGAUUCUGAAACUGUAUAACAGACUUAAAUUCUUUGUGCCAGUGCCAUGCCCCCUCUCUGUGGCAAGACGUGUUAUGUGGUAGUUUUUGUGGUAGUUUCUCCAAAUCGUUCUCAUAAUGUCCCAUCCCUAAAUUCUUUUUAUUUAUCUUUGUAUGAAAUGUUCAUAAAUUUCCUUUUGUGCAAACCAUAACAAUCUUAACAAGGUAUUGCCCUUUGUGCUGCUGUAAUAUCUCCCAGUUCUUUACUCUAGAGAGUAAUGCAUUGUUUCCAUUCCAAUGGUGAAUGAGUGUUUAUAAAAACAAAGGAGAAAAGAGCUGGUAAAGAACUGUGAUUAAUGUGAUAAUCAGGACAUUAAAUAGUCCUUUUCUGCUAGUCCUGCCCUAUUGAAUUAGAGACCGAAACUUUUUAUAAGCAGGCACACUUUUUUAUUUGUAUAUGCCUGUUAUAGUUCUCCAUUGGUCACAGUGAAUUAUAUUGUAAGGUGGCACACAAUGAGAUGGGCAACAAAGAGAUGCACUGUCAGUUGGGAUUUUAAGUGCCUACACUUACAAUUCUCGUUGCAUCAUUUUUUAUAAUUCUCAUGUGUUUACAAUUGUGAAGGUGAAGUAAUAUGUUGGAAACAGUUCUGAGAGAAAGUUUCUGAUGUGGUGACUGUAUAUGUUACUAGAUUGAUAAUGCUGCUUGUGCUGUAUGUCUGUUGUAUUGUUUGUUUGGCCUAUUUCUGUGAGUAAAAUAGUUUGUGGACGAAUUUUGCUAAUUUGAGGCAUUGUGAAUCUCUUACUCAUACAAUAUUUUAUACAGAAAGGUGUACUAAAUUGUAAAUCCAUUUCAGACACUUUGUUGAAACAUUUACAAUUAUCAAUCUGCAUUUCAAUAACAGAAAUAUCUUUUUUAAUAAUGUAUUAAUAAUUGAUACUCUAGUAUUACUGGAAGCAGUAAAACAAGGCUUCCUGCUCAUGGAAUGUUGACAAAUUUGAAAUAAAGUUUAUCUUUUAUUAAUUA